Molecule: messenger RNA, 2670 nt
Organism: Nymphaea colorata (pocket water lily)
Lineage: Eukaryota; Viridiplantae; Streptophyta; Magnoliopsida; Nymphaeales; Nymphaeaceae
Product: heat shock cognate 70 kDa protein-like
Exons: 1
Coding region: 494-2452 (652 amino acids)
Biological process (GO): cellular response to unfolded protein; protein refolding
Cellular component (GO): cytoplasm
Molecular function (GO): ATP-dependent protein folding chaperone; heat shock protein binding; ATP hydrolysis activity
Source: RefSeq, a predicted model, not a curated record
CGGCGAAGGGAGUGGCGGUUUCGAAAUUCUCCUAAAAGGCUGCCUGAAACAUUAAGAAGUGCAACGGGGCGAUGGCGGUUGCUCCUACGUGGCUCGACUACUGGAAGACAAAGAGCGGUGACGGCGUCGGCACCUGCUAGAAAAAAGUAGAAUAACAGCGCCCCUUGUAAGAUCCUUCCCGCUCCAUCUAGAACCCUCCCGUUCCUUCUGGAGCAACUCGAUUCUUCUUCCUUUACUUGAGGACUCCUCUCCUUCCACCUCCUCGACGCUUCUCCCCCAUUCUCUCUCCACUUCUUCACCUACUGACCCUGCGGAUUCCCCUUAUAAAAGGCUCAGCCUGUGUCGAAUUCCUCCCAGUUUUAAGAAGCGAGCAAGAAGAGAAGAGGGUAGAAGCUAUUGGAUUCCGUACAGUUUCCUUGAGUUCUGUUUCUUUGUGAAUUGUUCGAGGUAUUCUUCUUGUGGUCUGAAUCGGGUGGGAUUUUGGACGUUGAAGAUGGCUGCCAAGGAAGGCAAGGCGGUGGGCAUCGACCUUGGCACCACCUACAGCUGCGUCGGCGUAUGGCAGCACGACCGGGUGGAGAUCAUCGCCAAUGACCAGGGCAACCGCACGACCCCUUCCUACGUGGCGUUCACCGACACCGAACGUCUUAUCGGCGACGCCGCCAAGAACCAGGUAGCCAUGAACCCUGCCAACACUGUUUUCGACGCGAAGCGCCUCAUCGGCCGCCGGUAUAGCGACCCCUCCGUCCAGAGCGACAUGAGGCACUGGCCGUUUCGGGUCAUCCCUGGCCCCGGAGACAAGCCCAUGAUCGUCGUCCAGUACAAGGGCGAGGAGAAGCAGUUCGCGGCGGAGGAGAUCUCGUCAAUGGUGCUCGUUAAGAUGAAGGAGAUUGCCGAGGCCUAUUUGGGCACCACGGUCAAGAACGCCGUGAUCACCGUCCCAGCUUACUUUAACGACUCGCAGAGGCAAGCCACCAAGGACGCCGGAGCCAUUGCCGGGCUCAACGUAAUGCGGAUGAUCAACGAGCCCACUGCUGCGGCCAUCGCCUACGGGCUGGACAAGAAGGCCGGCAGCACGGGCGAGAAGAACGUGCUCAUCUUCGACCUUGGCGGUGGCACCUUCGACGUGUCGCUACUUACCAUCGAGGAGGGCAUCUUCGAGGUGAAGGCCACGGCUGGGGAUACCCAUUUGGGCGGUGAGGACUUCGACAACCGGAUGGUGAACCACUUCGUGCAGGAGUUCAGGAGGAAGCACAAGAAAGACAUCAGCGGCAAUGCGAGGGCACUUCGGCGGCUGCGCACCGCCUGCGAGAGGGCGAAGCGGACGCUCUCCUCCACGGCGCAGACGACCAUCGAGAUCGACUCUCUGUACGAGGGGAUCGAUUUCUACGCGACGAUCACGAGGGCAAGGUUCGAGGAGCUCAACAUGGACCUGUUCAGGAAGUGCAUGGAGCCCGUCGAAAAAUGCCUUCGCGACGCGAAGAUCGACAAGUCCUCCGUCCACGAUGUCGUGCUCGUCGGGGGAUCUACAAGGAUACCCAAGGUUCAGCAGCUGCUGCAAGAUUUCUUCAACGGGAAGGAGCUCUGCAAGAGCAUCAACCCGGACGAGGCGGUCGCCUACGGUGCCGCCGUCCAGGCGGCCAUCUUGAGCGGGGAGGGCAACGAGAAGGUGCAGGACCUGCUCCUCCUCGACGUCACUCCGCUCAGCUUGGGACUCGAGACGGCCGGCGGUGUCAUGACGGUGCUCAUCCCGCGUAACACCACCAUCCCCACCAAGAAGGAACAGAUCUUCUCCACCUACUCCGACAACCAGCCGGGCGUCCUGAUUCAGGUGUACGAAGGGGAGCGGGCGAGGACCAAGGACAACAAUCUGCUCGGGAAGUUCGAGCUAUCCGGCAUCCCUCCGGCGCCGAGGGGCGUCCCCCAGAUCAACGUCUGCUUCGACAUUGACGCCAACGGGAUACUGAACGUCUCGGCCGAGGACAAGACGGCUGGGGUGAAGAACAAGAUCACCAUCACCAACGACAAGGGAAGGUUGAGCAAGGAGGACAUCGAGAAGAUGGUGAAGGAAGCGGAGAGGUAUAAGGCGGAGGACGAGGAGGUUAAGAAGAAGGUGGAGGCGAAGAAUGCUCUUGAGAACUAUGCCUACAACAUGAGGAACACGGUGAGGGAUGAGAAGUUCGCGGGUAAGUUAGACUCGUCAGAAAAGAAGAAGAUCGAGGACGCGGUGGAUGCGGCGAUCAGCUGGCUGGACGGCAACCAGCUGGCAGAGGUGGACGAGUUUCAGGACAAGCUGAAGGGUCUGGAAAGCACCUGCAACCCCAUCAUCGCCAAGAUGUACCAAGGUGGUGGUGCUGGCAGCGGUGCUGGUUUCGAUGCGGAAAGCGGGAUGCCCAAUUACGGUGGAAGGCCUGAUUCUGGUGCUGGGCCAAAAAUUGAAGAGGUCGAUUGAAGAGGUCUGUGGUUGGUAGGGGUACUGGGAGUGUUGUGCUUUCAUGAGGGACUCUUAGUUGGUUUUGAGGAACCAUGGCUGUCGCUGGAAAAUGCGUAGGAAAUGUAUAACUCUGUCUUGUUUUCUUUUCAUAAAAUGUCAAGCAUUGUUCUGUUUCUGUAAAAUUGGUUUGUUACUUUCAUCUGUUUCAGGUCUGUUAUGGUAUGUACGUUCCCGUC